CGCGCAUGAUCGAUCUCAGGCAACAAGAUCUCUUGAUUUUAAUUCCCGUGAGCUGACUUGUAUAUAAAAACAGCAGAGCCGUAUUCAGAAGAUGAUGAAAAGACAGUUCCUUCUUCUGUGUCUGUUGUAUUUUUGUCUUUUUAUUGUCAGCAGUGAGGGCAAAGAGCAAAGGGAUAGGAAUGGACCCGACCUGUCUAUUAGCGAAGAAUUAUUUGUGCGUCAGUUGGAUAAAGCCGCCAAUUCUGUGGACCAGUCAACUUACAGGUUCUGUAGCAAUGGAGAAUGGACUAAUCCGAAUGAGCAAGAUAAUUCAUGCAUAUGUGUGUCCUGUCACUCAGUCUAUGAGGUGUGUGGUACAACACUAAUGUACAUAAGCUCAGCAUUGAACUUGUCGUUAAACCUCAGAAUAAAUAAUGAUAGUAAUGGCACUGAUUCUAAUGAAUCAACUACAGCAGAAGCUUAUGGCUAUGGAACUAUCAUGAUAGUGUUCAUAUCACUGUUAUCAUUGCUUGGCUUAUUUAUUGUCCCUUGUCUUACUCGGACAAACCCUACGGGUCAGUUAAUCAGUAGAUACCUAUUGACAUUGCUGACUGCUAUGGGAGUAUCAGCUUUGAUGUGUGGAGUAAUGUUUGAGCUCAUACCUACUAUAUUCCGUAUUGGUCAUAGUCAUGGUGAGAGUCAUGAUCAUGAUCAUGAUCACGAUCACAAUCAUGAUCAUGAUCACGAUGAUGAUGAAUUAAGUGAAAGCGAGAUAGUCUGGAAAGGCACUGCAAUAGUAGGUGGUGUCUUAAUUUUUUACGUGCUGGAGUCAAUACUACAAACACUUGUGGAUAACACAAAAAAGAAGAAUGAUAAGUCAAAGCUAACAGCUGAGGAACAAAAAGCAAAGGAUGACCAGAGCCCACUAAUGGAUGGUGAAAUAGAAGUUGUAGCUGAUACCAAUCAAACCUUUGUCAAAAGGUUUGUUCCUUUAAACAGGUUCGUCCUUUAGCUUGGAUAAUAUUGAUUGGAGAUCUAAGUCAUAAUUGUGCUGAUGGUAUUGCAUUGGGAGCUGCUGUUUCCCAAAGUCUUGCUCUA
Amphimedon queenslandica is the source of this 1077-nucleotide messenger RNA. RefSeq names its product histidine-rich membrane protein KE4 homolog 2-like. Gene Ontology annotation, cellular component: plasma membrane. The coding region runs from base 92 to 991 and encodes 299 amino acids. The transcript has 6 exons. Lineage: Eukaryota; Metazoa; Porifera; Demospongiae; Haplosclerida; Niphatidae. The record is from RefSeq and is a predicted model, not a curated record. Gene Ontology annotation, molecular function: monoatomic cation:bicarbonate symporter activity; zinc ion transmembrane transporter activity. Gene Ontology annotation, biological process: zinc ion import across plasma membrane; intracellular monoatomic cation homeostasis.